AUGCAUCGUCCACUAUUUUUGCAUAUUUUAUCCGCAUUGGAAACACAUGAUUCCUACUUUGUCCAGAAACGGGAUGUUGCUGGGAAAAUUGGUUUAUCCUCACUACAAAAAGUAACUGCUGCUAUGAGGAUGUUUGCUUAUGGAGUAUCAGCAGAUUCUGUGGAUGAUUACGUGCGGAUUGGAGAAAGCACCACUAUAGAGAGUCUCGACAGGUUUACCAAAGCAAUUGUUGCAAAUUUCAGUGAUGAGUAUCUAAGGUCACCAACUAAAGAGGACACUACAAGAUUGCUAGCAAUUGGCGAACAAUGGGGAUUUCCUAGGAUGUUAGGAAGCAUUGACUGCAUGCAUUGGACAUGGAAGAAUUGUCCGAUUGCGUAUCAUGGUAUGUAUACUGGUCACAUCCACACUCCUUGA
This is a messenger RNA of Asparagus officinalis (garden asparagus), 414 nucleotides long. RefSeq lists its product as uncharacterized. Bases 1 to 414 code for a protein of 137 amino acids. The transcript has a single exon. Lineage: Eukaryota; Viridiplantae; Streptophyta; Magnoliopsida; Asparagales; Asparagaceae. The record is from RefSeq and is a predicted model, not a curated record.